Messenger RNA from Eufriesea mexicana, 1722 nucleotides. RefSeq lists its product as uncharacterized. The record is from RefSeq and is a predicted model, not a curated record. The transcript has 8 exons. Bases 13 to 1722 code for a protein of 569 amino acids. Lineage: Eukaryota; Metazoa; Arthropoda; Insecta; Hymenoptera; Apidae. Gene Ontology annotation, molecular function: protein binding.
AAUGGCAAGAGGAUGAUGUUUUACAAAGCAUUGCAAGUGUUUUUAAAUUUUGUUACGAUCUUGUUAUGUGUAUCCGGUGAAACAUUAAUACAGAAAAAUGAAAAACGAACCGGCUUCAGAAACAAUUAUCAGAUGUGCCUCGAGAGUUUUAAGAUUCACGAAGAUAAAAUUAUACGAACGCAGGAGUCUCGGGAUAUGGGAGCUAAAUAUUUAAAAGAAUUCGAUGUUAAUUCUAGGAAAGAAUGUUUGAAAUUUUGCUGUGAUACAGAAAAUUGUGAUGUGUUUAUCUUUGAAGAAAAGAAACCUGGAAGUUGUUACCUUUUUCAAUGUGGUCCAUUGCAUGACUUUAAAUGUAAAUUCACCAAUCAUGCUAAUUAUAGUAGCGCAGUGCGUACCAAUUAUAAUACACAAAGCAAUUCACAAUUAGAGAAAGAAAUUAGGAUUUCUCAACAAGAACAUGAACUGAAAUCUCUCAGAAAAUUGGCAGAUCCAGCAUCAGUUGAAUAUUCUUUCACAGAAACUCCUGUGAAAUUGAUUGCAACUUUAGCACCAAAAUUAUCAUUAACAACCUCUUCACCUAUUAAACCAGCUUGUAGUAGGAAUCAAUACGAAUGCCGCUCAUCUGGAGAUUGUAUAGCAGUAUAUAAUGUAUGUGAUGGUAUACCACAAUGUGCAGAUGGAUCUGAUGAGGCAGCGGACCUUGUAUGUCCUACAGAAAAACCAACGAUUUCCCCUUCUGUAAUCCAAGGACCACAAUCAAUAUUACCUGCAGAUAUUAUGAAAUAUCAACAAAUGGUUGAUCAACAUAAAGCCCUUGGUCCAUUGUAUGCUCGUGUUCCAGAAGUUAAUCCAUGGGAACUGCCUAAUUUAUCUCACCAAAUGAUUCCACAACAGCCAUUUCUAUAUCCAGCCCAACAAAUGGAAGUAUCUCAACUGCAUAAAGGUUUUGGUGUCCCUGGAUAUCAAUGGGAUUAUCAACCCAUGUAUGAUCAAAACAAGGAUACUUAUAACUCUUUUCAUGAACAAGGCAAUUUAAAUCCUUAUGAUCAAGAACAAUCACGAUUUUUUAAUCAUAAGGGAUUAAGUGUAAUAGGGGAAAAAGAAACAGAUGGUGGUACAUAUUUAGAUGUAAAACAUCCAUAUACGUCACAUUUUCCAUCAUCAAACAGGGGCAUAUGGCAAAGCAAUCAGGUUUAUCCAUCUCCAUCUCCAAUAUCAAAUAUGCAACAGAAGCAAAUAAUUGAGAUAGAAAAGAAUGUUGUUAUUACAACAACACCUCCUUGUAAUACAUCACACGAACAAAAAGAUGUUUCACCAAGUAGUAAAGAUACUGAAAAAAUCAAUCAGCAAGAGGAUAAACAUAUAGUACACGAGAAAGAAAUUAGUCAAAAUAACAAACAAAAUACACUAAAGAAUGAAAUUCCAAAAUUCAAUCAUAUUCAAGCAAAACAGCCGAAAGAACAUAAAAGUGUAAUAGUUAUAAAAGAUCAUAAUAGAGAUCACGGAAGAGAUACGAUACUUGCGGAACAUUUGAAACAAGCAAAUGAAAGCGAAGUUCUAAGACCAAGAGGAGCAGUUAUAUCAUUGGCUUUAGGACUUACAAUAACAGCUAUUACAGCUACUUUAAUUGCUUGCCGGUUACGAGUUGUGCGAAGACGUGGAAGACGACACGGUCCAUAUGCUCAUGAUGCGGAUUAUUUAGUAAAUGGAAUGUAUCUUUAA